Umbelopsis ramanniana AG is the source of this 2192-nucleotide messenger RNA. RefSeq lists its product as uncharacterized. Lineage: Eukaryota; Fungi; Mucoromycota; Umbelopsidomycetes; Umbelopsidales; Umbelopsidaceae. The coding region runs from base 4 to 1911 and encodes 635 amino acids. The transcript has 9 exons. The record is from RefSeq and is a predicted model, not a curated record.
AUUAUGGCUACUUUAACUUCAGGAGUAGCACUGAAUGCUAGUAUAGAGAAUUUGUUAGACCUAGAUAGUCAGGUUGAGCUUCGCAAACAAGAGCGACAGUUAAGACGACAAGAAAGGGAGCGGAAAAGAGCUGAAGAUCUUAAGCGGCUAGAAAAGGCGGCGCAGGAUGAAUCGAGCAAAAGUAUAUCUCACACGUCAAUGCCACAACCUUCUAAAAACAUGAGCAGUGAUCGAUUACAAAAACUUGAAAAGGAACUGGAUGAAAUGAAGCGCUCACGGCAUUCACGGCAGCCUUCGCCUUCACAGGAGAUAAAGACAGCGGUUGUGCUGAAAUCGCAGCCCAAGAAUCCUAAAGCGGAGGUGAAGGUGGAAAAAAGACUGAAUAUCGGACAAGUUGCUGCACAACAAGAAAAAGAACCACAAGUUGUUUCACUGAAGCAAGCACCAGCACCAAGUGGAAUUGUAGCCAAAGCAAAGGAGCGGUUUUCUAAAGAGGAUGAAGCACACGUCGUUAGACCAAAGCUUCAAGAGCAAGGCAUCAGUGCGCCAACGGUGAAAAAAGACGUCAGUAUGGAUCACAAAGAGGAUAAUUUACCUCAAUCUGUGAAGCCAGAUUCUCGAAAGCCAGUUGAUCAGGCUCCUGAGCUUAGCACUCUGCAAACAAAAGAGCAACCCAAAAAGAGUGUCCUUUCCCGUUACAACGUGGCGAAUGAAUCUACUUCGAACAAAACUGCAUCCAAUGUUAAACCAGCUAGACCUCUGCGUACGUCUACUACUUUGGCUGAACGUGCCGCUAUGUUUAAGGAAGUGAAGCAGCCUGAAACGGUCACUCCUCCUAUAAACAAACGAAAAUCAAUGCCAGUAAUGAACUUCGGUAAGAUGCUGGAAGAGGAUAGCGAUAUUGACGCCAAUAUUAGCCCAUCAGUUUGUGUGAGCCAUCGUUUUGGUCAACCACCUCAAGUCAUAACUCGCAAGGCAUGGCCAACAAAUGAAAAGGAAUCGUCUACUAUGAUGAAAAAGGAACUCAUCAGUGAUUUAAGGAAGCAUCCAACCGCUGCCAAGAAGGUCUCAAAGAUAUUCACAUCAGAGCAGGAAGCACAGGUUUUCAAUUUGAAGAGUAGUGAGAAGAUGAUGGUAACAAGCUCCCCUGUCGAGUUGUCAAAUACUGCAAUUACCGAGCUGGAUGCGAGCAACACUAUGCCAAAUGCAAAUUCACAAGACAUUAUGACUAGAUCUGCACCGCCUUUGCAAAGCCUCAAGCAGCCCAUCAAGCCCAGAUCGCAGAAGAAAAAGAGAAGUUCGACGAUAGCAUUGACAAGCACUGUAGCUGAAGGCAAAACCGAGGGGUUGAAAGCUCAAAUUGAAACUGAAGAGCAAGUCGAACCUACUGUCAUGCAACAGACUUCAUCUGUUUCAGUGGAAAGCAAAAGAAUUAGCCAGAAUGAUAAUGUUCAGGCAGCAGCUAGCCAAGUGACCGACAAACCAACAAACGAGAGUGGUAAGAGUGUGGGCAACACUGGAACGACAGAGGCUUCAAAUAUUAUGAAAGUGCAGCAAGAUCUCAAGCCAACAGCAGAGAGUGAGGCCAACGCCAUUCGCGCACGUAUGCUGGCAAAGAGAAGAUCUACGCCUCUUAUGGACUCGAAACCGAAGCCAUAUGUGCCUAAGAUAUCGGAAGAUCAGCUAUCGUUUUCUGACCUUCGAGCGAGCUUAGGAAGGAGAGGCACAGAAAACUUUCGUAACGCAACGGAAAAGAUGAUCGAACAGAGAGGUCGCAAUAUGAACAUCACAACGUUUAGAUGGUCCGCUUCUUCAACUGCAAUGGAGAAUAAGUCAGCAUCACCAUUAUCUGGCAAGGCAACUUCUGAACUUCACCGCCCAUCACCAAAAGUGUUACCGCAAGUCAGCUGAUUAAAAUGGAUGACAAGAUUGAUUUAUCUCCUGCUAGCAAGCCACAGGGCACAAAAGCAGAAGUGAAGCCAAAAGAAGUGAAUAGAGCGGAUUCAUCGGUGAAGGCACCUAUUCAACACACUCGAGAGCAGGUCAAGAGGAUACCAACUGAGCCAGCUCGUGUAUUCAAACAAGAAUUGGAUAAAUCUAAAGCUUCAAGUGGUAGAAAUUCUUUGAAGAAGCGAGCAUACUCUGUGUCGGACCUCAAGGCUAUUCACAAAAAGUUUGAGCAAGCGCAACAG